This is a messenger RNA of Callithrix jacchus (white-tufted-ear marmoset), 2490 nucleotides long. RefSeq names its product olfactory receptor 10G9-like. Lineage: Eukaryota; Metazoa; Chordata; Mammalia; Primates; Cebidae. Gene Ontology annotation, cellular component: membrane. The record is from RefSeq and is a predicted model, not a curated record. Gene Ontology annotation, biological process: G protein-coupled receptor signaling pathway. Gene Ontology annotation, molecular function: G protein-coupled receptor activity; olfactory receptor activity.
GCUUUAUGAAGUAAGCUUUAUAACAAGCAAAGUCGAGGAUACCUCCAGAAUUAUCUACCUGGUUUUCACAUAGAGAAUAGAUUCUCAGCUAUCAAUUAAUUGCUAAACGCUGUAUGCUUUUUAUAUCCUCAGAGGGAGAAAAACAAAGGGUGAGAAGAAAUGUCGAACACUAGCCUUGUGACAGUGUUCUUCCUGACAGGCCUUCCCCUUACCCCAGCGCUGGACGCUCCCCUCUUUGGAAUCUUCCUGGUUGUUUAUGUGCUCACUGUGCUGGGGAACCUCCUCAUCCUGCUGGUGAUCAGGGUGGAUUCUCAACUCCACACCCCCAUGUACUACUUCCUCUCCAACCUGUCCUUCAUUGACAUGUGGUUCUCUACUGUCACGGUGCCCAAAAUGCUGAUGACCUUGGUGUCCCCAAGUGGCAGGGCUAUCUCCUUCCACAGCUGCGUGGCUCAGCUCUACUUCUUUCACUUCCUGGGGAGCACCGAGUGUUUCCUCUACACAGUCAUGUCCUAUGAUCGCUACCUGGCCAUCAGUUACCCGCUCAGGUACACCAGCAUGAUGAGUGGGAGCACGUGUGCCCUCCUGGCCAUUGGCACUCGGCUCAGUGGCUCUCUGCACUCUGCUGUUGAGACCACAUUGACUUUCCAUUUACCCUACUGUGGACCCAGCCAGAUCCAGCACUACUUCUGUGAUGCACCGCCCAUCCUGAAACUGGCCUGUGCAGACACCUCAACCAAUGAGAUGGUCAUCUUUGUGGACAUUGGGGUAGUGGCCUCCGGCUGCUUCCUCCUGAUAGUGCUGUCCUAUGUGUCCAUCGUCUGUUCAGUCCUGCAGAUCCGCACCUCAGAGGGGAGGCGCAGAGCCUUUCAGACCUGUGCCUCCCACUGUACUGUGGUCCUUUGCUUCUUUAUUCCCUGUGUUUUCGUUUACCUGAGGCCAGGCUCCAGGAACACUGUGGAUGGGGUUGUGGCCAUUUUCUACACUGUGCUGACACCACUUCUCAACCCUGUUGUGUACACCUUGAGAAACAAGGAGGUGAAGAAAGCCUUGUUGAAACUGAGAGACAAAGUAGCAGCUCUUUCUCAGAAAGAAUAAAUACUAGGAAGUAGGUACACUAGUUUAAAAAAAAAACAGUGAUAUAAUUUAGUUAUUCAUGUGAAAUUGAUUAUACGUAUAAUUCUCAGUGUUAAACACUAUUCCAAAACACUGCACAGUUAUAAUUAUUUCCCAAAUUUUCUAAGACAGUUUUAAAACAACAUCUAGACUAUUAUUUAUGAGAAAUGUGCUUAUAUUCUGAUUUAUUGAUUUAUUUUUCAUCAAUAGGUUCAUAUUUUUUUCAAAAUAAUUUUAGCUGAAUCUCAGGGAAAGAUAGUUGCAUCAUUGGUGUUUAUAACUUGAUAAAAGGCUUUUGUGUUUUGUUUGAUUUCUUCUGCACACAAACUUAAGACUUUACUAUCCGGAGACAUUGUUCAAAAAUAGCAACAAAUAUUUGAGGUCAUUUUUCUAAUUGUGGCAGUAGCUGUUCAAAUUUCUUUUUGGUUUUAAUGUAUCUGUAUAUUUGCAUGUGUAUAUACAAACUAAAUGUGUAUACAAAAGGAAGCAUGUCACAUUUAGCAUAUAUAAUGUACAAGUUUUCAUAUAUUUAUGUAUGUAUAUGUAUCUAUUUACUUAUAUGUAUCUGAAAAUAUUUUUAGAAACACUUUUUUUAUUGGGCAAAAUAGCAAGCUAUUAAUAUUUAAAAUAUUAUCAAUGAAUAAAAUAGAAAUUGUAUAUACACAGAAUAGAUUACUAUCCAGCAAUGAUAAUGUAUGAUCUACAGCUACAUAUAUGUAAUAGUUUAUACACUUAUCACAUGCACCCAUUUUUUUAUGUUUGUGAAGAUUCAAUAUAAAAAAUUAAAUCUCUUAAAUAUCUAAAUCACUUGGAGCAAUUUUGUCUCCUGGUUCACUUGACAAUGUUUGGAAAUAUUGUUACUUGUCUCAGGUGCUGGCAUCUAGUGGCUAGACGUCAGGGGUGUUAAACAUCACACAGUGUACAGGAGGGAGCCUCACAACAAAGCAUAUCAUGGCCAAAAUGUCAAUAGUACUGAGGAUGAGAAACCCAGAGCUGAAUUUAACAUUAAGUAGCAUGUAUAAGACCACAAUAAUAGAAAUAAAAUAUUUUCAGAUGGAUAUAUAAUUUACUGAACAAAUCUUGGAUUAUAAAGUGCACAGGGAGACUCAUAUUUUUAAAAUGCUGAUUCUAUUCAAAUUGAUCUAUAAAUUCAGUACUAUUCCAAGUAAAAUCCCCAGCAUUUGAUUUUGCAGCUGUAGUAUGUGGAUCCUAAAGUGUGUACUCAGUGAGUCCCAAAAUGGUCAGAUUAUCUUGAAGAAAUAAAACUUAACUGAUAGAUUGACAACACUAGUUAUCAAAACUUAUUACAAAGCUAUAGUAACUCAGAGGGUGUCGUAUUUGUGAAGGUAGACAAGAAGAAAAACGGAACUCAAU